UUCUACGCAAGUAGACGCGAGACAUUGAAGCGAUAAAUAAAAAUAAUAUAUCGUUAAUAAUUUUUCAAAAAAAUGUGUAUCAGAUAUUUUGCAGUCAAAAAAAAUACGUGACAGUGCCAUGAAUCCGCUUAAUAUAGCUGAAUGGUCGCCAGACCAAGUGUCGGAAUGGAUGUUGGGUCUGGGGCCGAUGGUCUCUCAGUAUUCUCCGGAGUUUAUCAAGAAAGGUGUCAAUGGGGCUAAACUGCUGACUCUGCGGUGUGACGACUUAGAGUACCUUGGAAUUCAAGUAAUUGGUCACCAGGAGCUUUUGUUAGAAGCUGUGGAGCAUUUGAGAAACUUUCACUAUGAGAUAUCUCGGGAGUGUGUCCAGCAACUAGCUCUUCGUGUAUCAGCUGCCGCUGCAUCUUUGGCACGAGCGUUGCGCCAUCACGCUGACACUCGUUUGGAGACACAUUCACUUGCAGAUGUUGCCAGGACUGUGCAUGCGGUUAAGCCUUUGGUAUGCUGGCUCGACAGAUGGCCCCUCUGCUCGGGGGCUCCUUUAGCGGAGAGGAAAGCGGCCUUACUGAAGUUAUCCCUGGAGGCCGCCACUUGUGCGCAGAGGGACAGGUUUGCAGAACAACCGGCUCGGGCCGUCGCCGCUGCGGCCGCCGCAGCCGCCGCUGUCGCUGAUUAUAUUAUUCAGGACGUGUCGGACCCCUUGAUCCUGCAGCCCUCGUGGGUGGACACCGUGACCCUGCGCCAGGCCGGCAAGCCCCUGGGCUUCCACGUGCUGCCCUCCUUCUGUGGCCAUCAUCAGAUAGACCACAUUCGCUUCGGAUCCCCCGCCCACGCUUCGGGGCACGUGCACGAGGGAGACGAGAUCGUCCAGGUAGGCGACGUAUGCGUGCUAGGCUGGAGCGGAGAGGCCGUGGAGCGCGCCUGCGCGGCCGUCGCCGGUCGGGCCUCGGGCGAGUUGGUGCUGCGCCUGCGCCGGCGAGGGGCCCGCGCCCUCCCGACGCCCCCCCUCCACACGCGGGCCCCUCGGCCCCGGGCCCAUCGCCUGAGGCUGCCCCCGCUGUCGGACCAUCGAAUGUUGCACAGAUACGAGCUGGAUUUCCCGAUAGUGGCAAAUCCGCCGGUCCUGCGCCGCUCCCCGGUGGAGGAGAAGGAGGAGCCUCCCCCUCACUCCCCCGCCUGCUCCCCCGAAUGCUCCUCGGACGAGAGCGAGGCCCUCUCUCCCCCCGCCUCGCCCACGCACCUGCACCUCGACAGGGCCCGCAUGUACCCCCCCAAGCCCCAAACCGUGGUGCAGCGUCGGCACACGAUCAGCUGCGGAAGUCCCGUCUCCAAGAGACCGCAUCUCAGCAUCGAACAGUUCUGGCAAGAGCUGCAGCAGCAGAGAUGGGACAACGGCGAGGGACCUGAACCCGAAGACGCUCUCUACAGGCGGGACAAGGCCGUAUCGUGCAGCACGGGUUUGCAGCUUUCCCCGCGACCGAGAACCUGUCUCGGGGUGCCCCGGGCCUCGCGAACCGCGAUCGCCCCCGUCUGCCCCGAGACCCCGCCCGCCCCCAGGGGGAAGCUCGACAAGAGCCACUCGACUCCGGCCUACGAGCUGGAACCCCCGGCCGCCCUCGUCCCCCUCGCCGACAACCCCAUCCCGGAAUCCCCGACGACGCCCCCCGUGCCCGGCGCGGACAAAACCGACCCGCUCCCGAAGCUCGAAGUCGACGACGAAGACAAGUCUCUGGAUAAUUCCGAAGAUAAAUACGCCUCAUCCGAAGAUAUGAAGUCGUCGGACGACACUCCGGUGCCGGUUCUGGAGAGUCUGAACUCGGUGCUGAUCGAGGAACGAGAGAGCAAAGAGGAGGAGCAUCGAGAGGCCUCGGAGCGAGUGACGAAGUACCCAAAACCGCGUGUAACGGAACGCUCGAAGGUGUCCGACGUCCCUCCGGAGCCUCCCCCGCGCCCGUCCACCCGCUUGCCUCCUCCCCCGCGAGAGUACUUGCCCCCUCACCCGCUCCCCAGAGACCCCCCUAUGCCCUCCAGAGAGAGGCGAGAGAUUCCCCCUCACGAGAGAGCCCCCCUCGCGCGCAACGAGUCCUUAGAGGAGAAAUUCAACAAAGAAGAGUUCCGAAGGGAGAAGUCGAAUCGCGAACCGAUCGGAUCCCUCAGCGAUUUGAAAAUACUGUCCCCCUGUCGGGAGAUCCAGCACGUCUUCGAGAGAGACGGCCGAUCCCCGAGCGACGAGACCUGGGAGCCGAUCUCCAUGGGGCAGCCCGUCUCCCCUCUGCGGGAGUGCACAGCCCCGCAGUACCCCGUGCUGAGGAUGAUCCCGCGACCCGCCGAACCCUCCGCCUCGCCGCUGAAGCCGCUGCGUCCCGGGGACACCGCACAGAUCUCGGUGCCCCUCCGUCACCUGACGAAGCACGACAUAAAGCUGGUGUCGAACGAGCGUCGGGAGAUGCCCCCCAUAAACGGGGAGCCCCAGCGCCGCGACGGGGACAUCGUGAUCGGGGCCGCGAGCGACCAGUCUCUGGAUUCCCCCCAUUCCCCCAAGGGGGCGGUCUCCCCGACCGGGAGCGUCGUGAGGGGGAUAUUCCCCUCCGCCAAAUCCAGGAGCCUCAAGAAGAAGAACUCCAUAUUAGCCAAGCGUCGCGCGGUGCCCGCCCGGGCGCUGUCCUCGGUGGGGGCGGCGGGUUGGGUGAGCCAGCGGGUGAGAGCCGCCCAGCAGCAGCCGCGCUGGGCGCAUCGCUACCUGCUGCUCGCCCACAACUUGCUGUACGCCUAUCGGUCGCCGGAGAGCACCCGCGCCGACUGCAUGAUCUACCUGGAGGGCUGCACGGUGAGUGCGGCGGGAGAGGUGAAGUCCCGCGCCCACGCCUUCAAGGUGUACCACACGGGCCGCGCCUUCUACUUCGCGGCCGCCUCCGCCGACGCCCUGGCCGCCUGGACCCAGCUCAUCCACCGGGCCACUCUGGCCCCGCCCCGUCGGCUGGACUCGCAGGUCGAAAUCAAACAGUUCUCGGAGACGGACUACUCCGAGACGGAGUCGGACACGGAGAGCCCCGAGAAGAGAGAGCGAGACAGAGACAAGGAGAAGGACAAGUCCAAGUUCGGAUCCCUGAAGAAGCUGGCGCAGCGGGGCCGAGGGGACUCGCACGAGAACGUGCACCAGGCGGCCGCCAGCACCAGCCUCGACCGCAAGUACCUGAGGUUCUUCUCGCGCACCAAGGGCAAGGACGACUCCAAGGGCAAGACCAAGCAGCAGCCGGCCCCGGUGCCCACGGAGCAGUACCGCAGCUACCGCCGGGCGCCGCCCCAGCCGCCCCCGCACUCGCCCCGCUCGCCCCCGCGCCCCAAGCCGAGCCCGAUCAACUACAUCCACGCCUCGAACCCCAACCUGCUGGACUUCGAGAGGAGCGAGCCCUUCUCGCCCCGCCCGGCGCUCGCCGUCAAGCCCCGGCCGCAGGACAAGCUGGUCGGCCUGGUGACGCUGGAGGAGUUCAUGCUGCGCGCGCAGGCCGAGGAGCGGCGCCAGCUGUACUCCGAGCGGGUGCUGCUGGGCGUCGCAGACCGCGACCUGCAGACCAGGCUGGACCGGGUGGUGCCCGACGUGGUCUACGGGCGGGUGCCGCGUCACGGCUACGAGAAGAUAGAGUUCCCGGACGAACGCCCGGACGACCGCCAGGACUCCUUCAGGAAGAAAGACAAGGUCCAAGGGUCGGCUUCCAGCUCCCCGCAAGCGCAGCCCGCGGCCGAGAGUGGUGGUGCAGGUGGUGGUGGUGGUGGAAGUGGAGGAAGCGGAGGAGGUGGAGGCGGGGCCGGCGUGUCGCGUCUGAGGCUAAUGUUCGGGGGACGGCAGGGCGCCGAGCGGGGUCGGGCCGCGGGCCAAUACCCUCACCUGCAGUGUCCGCCCACCUUCCAGCCCGAGACCUACUGCCUGGCGAGGCUGGCGCCCAAGCAGCCCUGACCGUGAGCGUCUCCGGAGCCCGGCGACCGCUCUUGUCAUUUCGGGAACACUGCGACCACACGAAGAGGACUCGGCUGAAGUUGAGACAAUAAUGGGUCAUCUCGUCGAUAUGUUUUUUGUCCUGACGCCUGUAUAUAGCGGUUUACCUAUAAACAUCACCGCUCGUUAGAAUUAAGAGUGGGACGAAAUGGUCUGUUCUGUUUGAUUAAUGUUAAACAAAUUGGAAUCUAACGCCUCCCGCUUUGUUCUUUUGUCGUACUCGGUUAUCGCUUAUGAUAUUUUAAUGACUGAUUAAAUUGCAUCGAUGUCUGUGAGUACGAUUAAAUUGUUAUUAAAUUGAAAAAUUAAUGUUUACUUGUAGCACUCUCAAUAAUAUCGAUUGACGCACAAUCGUAAAUUUAACUGUGACUGUAACUAAAUGAACUGAGGUUGUAAAAAUACUUCAAAGACUUUUGUUGAUGUUUUGAAUUUUAUUAACAUUUAAAAUUGUGCCAAAUUGUACGUCCACGAGGUAUACUUAUUAUGAGCACGGAAUAAAUGGGGUCGGAAGGAUCGACGGUCGCUUCCUAAAAUUGCCCGUUGCCUCCAGAGAUGUCUCCAGAAACUUCUUCGGCACACCUUCAAUGUUCCCGUUAUCCUUCCAGCCUCAAUCAUUCCAGGAAUGUCUAAGUUAUAAGAAAUGCUUGUAGUUGGUGACAGUCUGAACUGAUGCCAUUUGUGGUGCUAUCUUACAUGGAGCCGGUCUAGAUGGCGACGAAUAUCUUGUAAUCACUCGUAAACGUCUCUCGGCUAACUAUUAUUUAACUUAACAUUGAAUUAGCUCGUAAUGUUGAACUUUGAGGCUCAGUCUUUAUAAGGGUAAGUAUUAAUGCGAGGGUACUCGCGCGUACGAGUGUACGAGUCGACGAAGGUACGUAUACGUGCGUAUACGCAGAACAAUCAUUGAUCGUGCUAUUAAAUGAUAAUUGUUAUUGAUAUUUAGGUAAAGGUUAAAUUUAGGGCACAUAUUACUUAGGAUUUUGUAAAGCUGAUAGCACUCGAGAUAUUUUAAAUCGUUAUUUCGAAGAGAACCUCGAUGCUGUGAUAUUUAUUAAGUUUUUUUUUAAUUUCGAUAAUAUUGAACUUAAUAUUUGGGCACUUCGACCUAAAAUUGUUUAUUUCGCGAAGCAACAUGGCGUCCAAUAAUGUCUAUAAGGAUAAAUUUUAUACGAAUACGUUUCAACUGAAAGAUUGUAAUCGUGGAGUUGCCGAAAACUUAAUAAUUUUGCUUUGAAUUGUGAUUUCGUAAAAUAUCGAAUGCGAACGACGGGUGAUGCUUCAUACAAUGUCUCUUUUAACAAACACUAAAGUGUUUGACGUCUACUGGUGACGGGCAAAUUAGACCGAAUUCGUUUUAAUAUGGGUUUUACGAUUUUGAUAUCUCUUUGUUUUCUACUGAUCUUUAGAGGCUCUAGAUAAGAAUUUAUAUUCUUAAACCAUAAUAAUUUUAAUUGGUCAACUUUUAUUUUGAUUAAUUAAUUGCAAGCUAAUGUAUCUAUUUAUAGAUUUUCUAGAUAACUAACUAAUUAUGAAUUUGUAAUAAAUAUUAUAUUUGGCGUACGCUUAUUUUACCUACGACAAACAUUGAACUUCUCGGUCUAAAAGUUAUGCAUAAGCGAAUUUUAGUAUCGUGAGCAUUUAAUAUUUAACAUUAUGUUCCUUAAAGUAAAAAAAUAAUGAUAUGCGCGUCUUACAAUGCUCAAUUUUGACAAUUAUUUGCCAAAUAUAGAGGUUGUUAUAUAGUUGUUAGGUGUGGGACACGCGAAUUUUAUCUUUUUUCAAUUUAACAGUGCUUUAUACAAAUAUCACAUAUGGUUUCCGAAUCGGCUUUUAGAAUUGCAACUAAUAUAUUCACAAAAUAAUUUCGAUUGAAAAUUGUAAUAAUAGCGUGAGUUAAAAAAAAUUAGAUAAGAAGUCACGAAAUUAUUUUAUCUGUAUUUUAUUGAUUAUGAUUUUAAUGAACUUUUUUUGGACUCCCUUGCAUUUCGUACCUGUCGAGUUUAAAUAUAGUCUUUAUACGUAGGCUAUAACAUCACUUAUAGGAACGGAUCUGCAAUGAAAAUUUUGAAUGUUUCCAAAACGGGAAAAGAUUAAGCUUAUUGCGAUUAAAGCUAUGGGACAAAUACGGGAAAUGUGUGGCUAUUGUUGUGAAAAUGGGAACAAGCAAUAAGCUGAUUUUAGCAUCAUUAGCGUAAAACUCUCGGCAACUGCCAGAGCUCUCGAAAUAAAAUCGGCCUAUACAUUUUACACCUGUUAACAUGACGAAGUUAUUAUCGAAAUGAAGAAUUAUAAUAUAGUAGACAAUCUUUUUUGAUAAUAUAAUUAAAAAAAUAAUGAGCAUUGACGUACUUCUGACGUUUUCAUUACUUUAUUUAAAUUAUUUUUUGUUGUUUCAACACAAUUAUUAUUAAUUACCAUUAUCAUUAAUUACCUAGUAUUGCUCUGACGCACUUAAAGCAUGAUUCAUGAGACGAGUUUUUAUUCCUAUUAAUUAUUUGUAUUUUAAUUUGUUAAAAUGAAUCUUUUAAUGUUAGGUAUUGUUCUUGAGUUAUCUUAAAACUUAUCUCGAACAGUGCUUAGCCCGGAUGAGACGGUGGUAUUUUUUUUAUAAUAAUUCAGUUUUGAAUAAGCUAAUUAGUAAAUUAUGUUUUGCUCGUUGCUAAGGCAUGUUAUACACAUAUCAAAACUCUAACUCGGUGGUAAUAUCUUCGCAUCGAGCUAUUACAGUAAAAAUCAUUUAUUAUCAGAUCGUGCGCAGAUGUGACCGAGUUAAAAAAUAAACUUUGAUUCAAUAUCGUUAAUAAUAAAUGAAUAUACAACGACGCGUCCUGUAGUUAGUAUAUUGAAUGGUGUUGGCAGUGAUACUCAGCUUUAUAAGUAGAUAGGGAAUUAUAUAACUUGUAUUUAUAAGUUUAUUAUUUGCUAGUUUAUCAGCGGUUUAAGUUCUAGACCAACGAAGAUUUUUUAACUGCUCUGUAAGUUCAGGUACUGUUGUACCUUAACAAUAUUGAUUUCCUUCUCAAACUACGUAGUUGUAAGUUGAUUUUUAUAAGUAUGAAUUUUAACUAAACAUUUUCUAUUAAGCAUUUGAAUUAUUUAGUUAUUAUUUGUAUAUAACGUAUAAAAUUAUUUACAACGGAAUUUCGACUAUACUGUGAUGCAGUAAGGGUAGAUUAAGUUUUUCUUUUGUAAUUUUUUGUUAAUAUGAAUACCAUUGUACGUCAGUUCAAUUAUUUAAUGAAUAAAACAUUUUUAUAUUA
Messenger RNA from Pieris napi, 7254 nucleotides. RefSeq lists its product as uncharacterized. The coding region runs from base 119 to 3955 and encodes 1278 amino acids. The record is from RefSeq and is a predicted model, not a curated record. Gene Ontology annotation, molecular function: protein binding. NCBI's taxonomy places the organism in Eukaryota, Metazoa, Arthropoda, Insecta, Lepidoptera, Pieridae. The transcript has 20 exons.